GCACUUGGGGCUACGGGAGCUCACCUCACCACAGAACCAGACCCAGGCGACACAAGGAAGAAACACUCUUGCAUCAUGAUGGGCAAGGCUGUGGCUGCUGUCCUGACUCUUCUCCUGAUCUCCGCAGUUGGAACAAAAGGUAAGGCCCUGCCACGCUCAGCGAUUGAACUCCGGUGCCAGUGUGUAGGCACCCAUUCCAAGUUCAUCCAUCCCAAGUUCAUUCAUAACGUGAACCUCAUCCCUAGUGGGCCUCAUUGCAAGAACGUUGAAGUCAUAGCUACCCUGACAGACGGCAGAGAAGUGUGCCUGGAGCCCACUGCUCCCUGGGUGAAGCUGAUCAUCAAGGCAAUUCUGGACAAGGCAAACGCCAAACCUGAGACAGUGUCCUAAGACGAAGAAGAAAAAUGUCCUAACUCUUCCAGGAAGGCAAAAAUGGGAGAGACGCUCAUGCAGCUCCUGGCAGCUCACCUCCGCCUGCCUCCUACAUUCACACU
Molecule: messenger RNA, 494 nt
Organism: Pygoscelis adeliae (Adelie penguin)
Lineage: Eukaryota; Metazoa; Chordata; Aves; Sphenisciformes; Spheniscidae
Product: interleukin-8-like
Exons: 4
Coding region: 76-390 (104 amino acids)
Biological process (GO): chemokine-mediated signaling pathway; inflammatory response; neutrophil chemotaxis
Cellular component (GO): extracellular region
Molecular function (GO): chemokine activity; CXCR chemokine receptor binding
Source: RefSeq, a predicted model, not a curated record